UAUUCCAAAAUUCACCAAAAAAGUACAAUCUACUAUUUUUUUACAAAGUUCACCAAACAUUUUUUUCGCAUAAACGCUAUAGAGGUGUUACUUUCACUUUUUUUUAAUAAACCCUAUUUGGUGCAGCAUAUGGCUCCUCUAGAAGAUAAGUUAUUUCGUUUGUAUCAUACGUUCUUGGAACAAGUAUUUCUAACACAAUUGAGGCAAGGAUUGACAUCAUUGAUUCCAGGAAAUUUAAAAGGGAAAUGAAUCGCUCGAAUAAUGCUUAUGAUUCUCUGUCUCACCCCCAACGGUCCAAUACUCUUGAUAAGUCUCACCUGAUGUCUGGAGUGGUUCUUUAAUCAUAACAUCGUCCAUAUUUAAAGUCUGUUCCGGUAUCAGUUUGGUUCUCCGUCUGUGCGUGUGGUUAACAUUUAAAAGUUUCUUUUCUAGAGAGUUGCUCUUGAUAAUUAAAGUGUCUGGAUUUAAUAAGGUUAUAUUUCAUCUUGUUGACCUACGUUCAGUGUUCUUUUAAUCUUGCGACAUCAACGUCGUGAGAAAUAAUGAUCGACAUGCCUCCCUUACAUUUUACCGGACAUUAAAAAAAAAAAGAUUUUUUUUUCCUUAACACAUUAUGUAGUUCGUGAGGCAAAAUCAGCCUUUUCAGCUCUCCUGAAUAACUUAGCUUUCUACAUGUGAACCUGAUCCUGAGCACGUCAGUUUAUGUUAAGAGAAUGAAAAAUUGUCUGCAGUUGCUUCAAACCAUCAAUUAUGAGUUAUCACUUGCACAUAAACCAGUUCAAAUACGAUUUUGCAUGCACUUUCAAACAUUCAAGAGAUGAGGUAUCAAAUAUUUUCCCUCUGGGUCAUUUUGUGCUUUGCCUCUGGCCUUAUGUCGGUUCUAAUUUACUACCACGCUACCAAACUGGAACCUCUGUUCCAGACCAGAGGUCCAAAAAACGUGAUCUUCAUCAUCUUUGACGACCUGCGGCCCGCCCUUGGGGUGUAUGGCGACAGUCAAGCCCUCACCCCGAACAUUGAUCAGCUUGGAGCCAAAAGUGUGGUGUUCUCAAGUGCAUACACUCAACAAGCCAUCUGUGGACCCAGUCGAACAUCACUACUCACGUCUCGAAGGCCAGAUCGGACCAAGACCUAUGCGAAUAAUUUCAAUUGGCGGUCCGUCAGAGAUUUUGUGACUCUGCCGCAAUAUUUCAAGCAGAAUGGUUACCACGCUCAGGCAUUUGGCAAGAUAUUCCACAACCAAGUCAACGCCAGUUUUAAUGAUAUGCCUUUCAGUUGGUCAGCUGAGCCGUAUCGACCGAUCACGGGCCUUCUUUUGAAGAAGUUUAAAACGGCUCCCGUGUGCGAGGGAACCGAGGAGAGCGGGUUUAAUAUCAUCUGUCCUUUGGACCGUGAAGUGAACGCUAUACCUUUGCCGGACACGCAAGUUCGACGGAGGGCCUCGGAAUUUUUGACUGCUUGGACCAAAUUAGGCUCGCCGAAACCGUUGUUUUUAGGAGUGGGAUUCACUUUGCCCCAUAUACCUUUCAAGAUUCCCAAUUGGGUGACCAACUUUCAUCCCAUAGAGAACAUAGCUCUAGCCAACAACUCGUUCCCGGGUGAAAACGCCCCGACUUUGGCUAGAAAUGGAUGGAAAGCCUUGUUUACCGGCGCCGGAGAUUGGCCCACCCCUGACAAAGUUAGUCAUUACCUGAAACAACUCAAACAGUUUUACUAUUCGUCCAUCACGUUCGUUGAUCAGAAGGUGGGAAAGUUUCUAGAGACUGUUGUAGAACUGGGCUUGGCGGACAACACCAUCAUUUGCCUCGUGGCUGAUCAUGGCUGGCAUUUGGGUGAGCACGGCCUCUUUGCCAAGAAUACCAAUUACGAAGAGGCCACUCGGGUGCCUUGGAUGGUAUAUGAUCCCAGACUACAAUCGUUAAACGGUUUUUCCCUCAUCGAUAUCGUUAAUUACAAAAAUUUGCCACAUAACCUAUUGAAGAGACGGAAACUUCAACCGGGAAGAUUCGUGAAUGGACCCGUGGAAUUGCUCGACGUUUAUCCCACUUUGGUAGAUCUGGCGAGACUGCCACGCGUUCCGAAAUGUCCAACCACUCUCCAGCAUGCGAACCGUUUUUGCCUGGAGGGCGUAUCUCGAGCCGCAAGCAUCCUUCAAAACCAACCCAUUCCAUCAGAAGCCGUGGCGAUCAGCCAAUAUCCAAGGCCGGGGAACGAAACCGAUGGCCACCUGGUAAGGGCGCCCUCCCACAUGGAUAUCCGGGUCAUGGGCUAUGCCCUGCGCUCCCGGACCCACCGCUUUGUGGCCUGGUUUGAAUUUGACCCCAAUUCACUCAAAACCAAUUUUAACCGAGUAAUAGCUCAGGAGUUGUACGACGAGAUGGUUGACCCCCAAGAGAACAUCAAUAUCGCCUACGGGCCCGAGUCAUGCGGGAUAGCCAAGGAUUACCUGAGGUUAUUGCGGGAAAAACUCGAGCCAGCUUGA
Tigriopus californicus is the source of this 2482-nucleotide messenger RNA. Its product is annotated as iduronate 2-sulfatase-like. Bases 818 to 2482 code for a protein of 554 amino acids. The record is from RefSeq and is a predicted model, not a curated record. The transcript has a single exon. NCBI's taxonomy places the organism in Eukaryota, Metazoa, Arthropoda, Copepoda, Harpacticoida, Harpacticidae. Gene Ontology annotation, molecular function: iduronate-2-sulfatase activity.